AUGGCUCUACCUGAGGGUUAUGGAUAUGUUCCGAGUUCAUUGAUCACCAUUGGGUGGGUCCUUGUCUGGCAGAGUAUCAUGGUUGGGAGGUACCGCAAGAGGGCAGGGGUCGAGUUUCCUCAACUGUAUGCUGAACAAGCUGAGGUCAAAGAUUCCGCUGCAGCCCUUCGUUUCAACUGCAUGCAGCGUGCACACCAAAAUACGCUUGAAACGGCACCCGUGUUGCCGUCAGAACUGUCAUGGCAGGGUCUGAAGUACCCUGCUCUAGCUGCUGCCAUAUGUGUUGCAUAUUCCUUCGCGCGCAUCGCUUAUACCAUUGGAUACAAGUCGGGCCAACCAAAGAGGCGGGUGUUUGGAAGUAUUGUCAGCAAUUUCUCAGUGCUUGGACUCUUGUCGACUGCUACAUACGUUGCCUACCAGCUCCUUCCAUCGUGUUAA
Suillus fuscotomentosus is the source of this 438-nucleotide messenger RNA. RefSeq lists its product as uncharacterized. NCBI's taxonomy places the organism in Eukaryota, Fungi, Basidiomycota, Agaricomycetes, Boletales, Suillaceae. Gene Ontology annotation, cellular component: endoplasmic reticulum; membrane; nuclear envelope. The transcript is spliced from 7 exons. The record is from RefSeq and is a predicted model, not a curated record. Gene Ontology annotation, molecular function: glutathione peroxidase activity; glutathione transferase activity. Bases 1 to 438 code for a protein of 145 amino acids.